GUCAUUUGCGCGAAAUAGGCGCCAAAUAAAAAUAUUUCCAUCGAACCAAAGAAAAAGGGGAUUAAAACCUGUUUGCCUGCUCAGCGCCACUCUUGGCCCAUCUUCAGGUGGCUGUAUUAAUAAACUCAAUUUUGCAAAUGGAUGAACAGGUUCGACGAGAAUAUUUUUAUUUGGCGCCUAUUUCGCGCAAAUGACCUGUUAGUCUAGCUUUUGUUCUAGUCGUUAUAGCCCGACAGAACGAAACGAAUUCUCAUUCGAAUCUGUCGAUGUUUUCUAGUACAGAUUGAUGUGCUCUAUCCAUUAAUGAGAUUAUUUCGAAUUUUCUACACGGAUUAGUGUUCCGGGUUAGUGUUUUGUUAAGAAAGAUUAGGAAAUACAUCACGGGUGUGUCAGCUAUUCUCGAUCUAUAAUAAAUCCAUAUUUAUUCAAAUGCCAUCCAAAGCAUACAUUUCCAAGCUUCUAGAUCGUCACGAUUAAUUUCUUUUUGAAAUGUGACUAGUUAUUUUAAACAAAAUGUUUAUCACCUCAACAUCCUAAAGGAACAGGGCGAAUGGUAUCCUUUCAUACAGAAACUUUUUUUAUAACCUCGUUGACUUUUUUCGCUCGUACGUAUUCCGUUAGAGGCAAAGCGAUAAAAUAAAUUAAAAUCUUUCACUAAUAUCAGUUUUUGUCUGAAAGAAAAUUUUCUUUUGAAGGUGAACGAAUAAUUUUUCAUCGUCAAAAACAACAUCUUUUUAGUGUUUUUCUUUUAAAACCAAAACAAAAUGGAAUUAAAGGCAAGAAACACCUACAGAUAGACUAGAUAUGGUGCUCUAAACGAUGGUGAAAAUCCCGAGUCUCUACUAUGUAUAAUUUACAAAUGGCAAACAAAAUGAUAGUGUAGUGGUGGAUGCAUAAUUUUUCAUUCCACUGUAAUAUUAAGCAUUAUUAGUUUAACUAUAUGUUCAAGUACUGUAGGCAAUUUUCGUUUUAUCGAUGUCUUAUUUCCCUGAACUAAUGAUAAACAUUUGCACAAUUUCUCUCAACAGCAUCAACAUCGUUGAUACUUAUGAAGGAGAAGCGUUUGACGUAUUCAAAGAAACAUCUUAUUCUCUAUUGUGUGUACUUUACUUGAUCACCGCUAAGAUUUUUAAUUUGUUUUUCUUUGUUUUUAGUUGCUUGGCGAAUUAUUACUUGAUCGUUAUAAUUUUUCUGUGAUGACACGCUAUAUAACAAAUACGGACAAUUUGAAAUUAAUGAUGAAUUUAUUAAAAGAAAAAAGCAAGAAUAUACAAUUUGAAGCGUUCCAUGUGUUUAAGAUAUUUGUUGCCAAUCCAACAAAACCUAAACCGAUCGCCGAUAUUUUAUUACGUAAUCGUGAUAAAUUAAUUGACUUUUUAACUACUUUUCAUACGGAUCGUACAGAUGAUGAACAAUUUAAUGAUGAAAAAGCUUAUUUAAUUAAGCAAAUAAGUGAAUUGAAAGAUAUGAAAAUUUGA
Messenger RNA from Didymodactylos carnosus, 1478 nucleotides. The record is from the annotation of a GenBank genome assembly. NCBI's taxonomy places the organism in Eukaryota, Metazoa, Rotifera, Eurotatoria, Philodinida, Philodinidae.